This is a messenger RNA of Raphanus sativus (radish), 1259 nucleotides long. RefSeq lists its product as uncharacterized. The record is from RefSeq and is a predicted model, not a curated record. Bases 259 to 1041 code for a protein of 260 amino acids. Lineage: Eukaryota; Viridiplantae; Streptophyta; Magnoliopsida; Brassicales; Brassicaceae. The transcript has 7 exons.
CCACACAACACCGAUAUAAAAGAAGCUGCCUUGGUAGUCCGUCUCAUGUCGAAACUGCCGUCGUAGUCUUUCUCGUCUCUUUUGACCUAAAUCAUGGACUAGAUCUAGCUCAAAGAGAUACUCCGCACCAUCCUCUCACGCUGAAGCAGCUGAUGAGGCUACAGAUCCUUUGAAAAUCGGUCCAAUACAUCUGAAUCGAGAGACCAGAACCCUAACAUCAAUAUUAACAUCGAUCAUCCCUCUGUUCACUGGGAAAUCAUGACUUCUUUUGCUGCGAUUUCGAACUUUGUUAUACAAUGUCACGAGAGGGCAGGGGCAGAAGAACACCUUGAGAGUUACUUUCAAGGUCUGAGUCAGGACGUUUGCAACAAAUGGAACUUCCAUAACGCCAGCUUGACAGAAUUUCUUUCUACUUGGAGAGAAAGGAGGCAAGACAUAGUUCCGACACCUGUUGACCAGCCAGAAGAUUUGGAAUCUUCUUGGGCUAUAAGCUUAUCUACAGCCCAAUCUGCCUUGGUUAAAUUAGAGAACUCUGAUAGAGCACUUUUAACUACCAAGAUGCUCCUGGAAGGUGUCCCUAUUCAUUAUCAAUCCGAAACUUGUGCGGUAGAUCGUCUAGAAGAUGUAAGAUCUUUCAUGGUUGAAGGAAAUUAUGUGAGGCAGAUGGUCGUUCACCACAGGCCAAGAGGAAAUGAUGAAGAUGAUCAAAACAAGUUUGAGAGUCUAAUUGAAUAUCUGUUAGUCAGAGGACCGGUGGUAGCAUCUUUUGACGUCUUUCCGAGCUAUGACGAAGAGUUCACGUUAAACAUGGGACAAGGAAUAUUCAAGCCAACACCUGACGAGCAUCAUAUGCGUGCAUAUCAAACAUUUCCGAGGCAUUGUAUCGUUUUGUUUGGGAAAGGAGUACAAGUGCAGGGCUCAGAUAUCCAAGAAUUUUGGGAAGGGCUUGAAAGCCGUGGGGAGGAGUUUGGAGACGAGGGCUUCGUUCGAUUGGCUCGGCAUCACUGUGUAAUCAGAGAAGUUGUGGAGUUGAAGGUUUGAUCAAGAUCUCAUCAGUGGCAUCAUUAUCUAUCCAAAACUUCAUUAUCUAUCGUUUCUUUAAGUUGACUAUCUUAACGUAUCUGUUACUUCUUCUGUAUGUGAACUUUCUUAAUGUAUCUGUCACGCUAGUUAAUUUGAAUCGACUGUUAAGCAGACAAUUGUUCCCUUAUUAUGUAAUAUUUGGUGACAACAAUUUGCAAGGCUUUUCUUUUUUAUCA